UGCUGAUACGGCCCAUUUACAAUAGCGAACCAGAAAUUCAAGACAGACUUGAACUAGUCCAGAAGCUAGCCGUCCACUGGACAGAGGAACUGAAACCACGGAAAUGUUUUGUUGAGAUUUUUGGGGGAUUUUUUGUUAAUACAACUUUUAAAGGAUUAACCCUCGUUUCGGAGAUUUUGUUUAGAACCAAUUGAAAUUCCGCAAAUAAAUGAUUUUCAGUUGACUCUCCUAAGAGUCACAUCAGCAGAUAGACCUGAGACUAAAACGGAUUAACACUAAACCAUGAACCAGACGAGAAUUUGCCAGCUUUUUCUUUUGGUGGUCAUCUCUUCAGUGUUGGGCGGAGCCUCUGAGCUGGCCUUCCUGAAGGAGCCCAAUGAUGUCAUCGCCGUACGUGACCGUCCCUUGUUGUUGGACUGCCAGGUGGAAGGGGAAGGGCCUAUCUCUGUGACGUGGCGCCGCAACGGUAUGCCUGUUCCAACUGGGUCGAAGGCUAGCGUGUUGGCCAAUGGAACUCUCCUGAUCAAGAACUUCCAGAAGAAGAGAGAGAGCAAUGAGACGGAUGCUGGGGAGUACGACUGUGCCGCCCAGAACCACUUUGGCAUGUUGAUCAGCCGCAAGGCCCGGGUACAGCUGGCAUCUCUCCCGAAGUUCCAUACGCACCCUGAGUCAAUGCUGGUGGAUGAGGGCGGGGUUGCCAGACUGACCUGCCAGGUGAACGGAAUCCCAGAGGCGAGCAUCUCCUGGGAGAAAAACCGGACCGCUGUGAAUGCUGAUGAUAACAGGUGCACUAUUCUGCCCACGGGCAUCCUGCAGAUUACUGGUGUGAGGUGGGCUGACAGUGGUGUGUAUCGCUGCGUAGCCACCAACAUUGCUAACACCCGCUACAGUCACGAGGCCCAGCUAACUGUCACUGUGGCAGCUACUAGGAUCUACAAGGAGCCUGUUAUCCUAUCCGGACCUCAGAACCUGACCAUCACCGUGCACCAGACUGCCAUCUUGGAGUGUAUCGCCACUGGCAACCCUCGACCCAUCGUGUCCUGGAGUCGCCUGGACGGGCGCUCCAUUGGAGUGGAGGGUAUCCAGGUGUUGGGCACAGGCAACCUGAUGAUUUCAGAUGUCACUCUGCAACACUCUGGGGUGUACGUGUGCUCCGCCAACCGCCCUGGCACCAGGAUGAGGCGUACCGCCCAGGGCAGACUGUCCGUUCAGGCUCCUCCUGAGUUUCUGCAGUGGCCGCAGUCUGUCUCCAGACCAGCAGGGAGCAGUGCAGUGUUUACCUGUAUGGCUCAGGGAGUCCCCGAGCCUCACCUCAUCUGGCUUAAAAACGGCAAGAUCCUGAUGCCUGGUGACCACGUGAAGGUCACGAACAAUAACAGUACGCUAGCUGUAACACGCAUCACCAUGGAGGAUGAAGCCAUCUACCAGUGUAUUGCUGAGAACAGCGCUGGUACCAACCAGGCUAGUGCCCGCCUAGCGUUGACCCAGUCCACUGAGCUGCCCGAGGCCCCACGGGACCUGACGGCCACAGCCCUGUCCCCCACCACCCUGCAGCUCACCUGGUCCCAGCCUGCCCCUGAGGUCACUGACGGCAUCAUCGGAUAUGUGCUGCACAUUCGCAUGUUGGGCGAGCCUGACAGCAGAGAGCUGCAGGAGGCCGUCAGUAAGACCACCUUCCAGCAUGAGUUCACCACCCUGGAACCGGCCACCACCUAUUCCAUCUACCUGAAGGCCUACUCCUCCCUGGGAGCCAGCCAGCAGUCUGGCACUGUGGUCGCUACAACACUAGGGGGCGUUCCCAGAUCGCCCAGUUUCUUUACCAAGGUUUUAAACAAGACGGCCAUGCAGGUGUUCUGGGAGCUGCCCAGUAAGCCGGGCAAGGUAGAGGGCUUCAAGCUGUCCUACCGUGAGGUCCCCCAACCAAACUUCCAAGGGCAGGAAGUGUUUCCUGGUCACAUUAACACCCACACCAUUUCCCACCUAGAACCCGCUGCAGUGUAUGAGAUUCAACUGGUGGCCUAUAAUGGUAAUGGGGACGGAGCGGCAGACAAGCGUCUGGUUUCACUUGCUGAGAGUGGUAACAGCCCCAAGACAAGCACCGAUGGACAGAGCACAUGUAACUGCAGGCAGGAUGGCGAGGGGUCCAUGACUGGCAUUGUGUUGGGUAUCCACAUUGGCAUGGCAUGCAUCAUUUUCUGUGUGCUGUUCCUCAUGUUUGGCUACCGGCGCAGCUUCUUCUGCAGGAAGGGGACCCAGGAUGACUGGUCAGGGCCCCAAGCAGCAGACAGUAUCCAGCGGGCCGGGGCCCCAAAAGAAGGGGUGAUUUGCAUGCCAGAGGUCAUGGAAUUAGUGCCACAGAGAUGUGAUUCUGUUACUGCUCCAGUGAUGGUUCUGGCUAGUCAACUCCCUCCAGCCCAGUGCCAAGUCUUUAUCGAGGAACCACAACCAUGCCAGUCUGGCACAGGCACUGGCUAAAGUGGUUAAACAACGAUCCACUUACUUCCCCCAACCCCAGUUCUUUUAUGUCCAUAAAUGAAUGGCUGUUCUCUGGUUCCUCCACCUGCCCACCAAAGCCUUAGCCAUAGUCUGCCUACUGCAGCAUGCAUUGAUUGUUUUAGAAGUGAAAAGGAGUGAUUGAAAAUUGAGAGUGAAAUGUGCUGUAUUGAGGAUAUCUGUUCUUAAUACCAUCAAGUAAAAACAAUGUAGCACCAAAGCAGAUUUAAAAAGUAGCGAUUUACUUAAAGCUAUAUGGCAAUGGCCACAGAAAACAUUUAUUAUUCUUAUUAUCACAGUUUAUUCAAUGUAACUCAGUAGGUAAAAUGCUGCUGGUUUGUCUCUAAGGAUUACUGAAACUGUUGUGUUGGCAUUUCUUUAAAACUGAAAGUUUAAUUUUAUAACAUUUUAAGUUAGUAGCCAAUUACUCUAAUUUCAAGUUCUGCCAAAUACAGACAGAUACAAUAUACAGAGAUUUUUUACUACUUUGAACAGUGAAGGAGGUUUUCAAUUAUUAAAUAUUUAGCUUGAGUUCAAUGGAUUAGAUAGAUCAAAAAUAUAAUACAUUUCAUCUAACACUGAGGCCAACACCAAAGUGAUGUAUUUGUUUAGUAGUUAUUUCAAAUGUUUUCAGUCAGAAUGUUUUCUGUGAUUAGUUCCACAAGAUGGUACUUCAGGGAUACUUAAUGCAGCCCACUUUCGCCUUACCAAACCUGGUUGAGUUGAUUGUUCAUCUCACCACGUUAGCCUUGAGGUUGGGUUGAGGCACCACAGAUGAAGCCAUUUUUGUUAAAUCCCAAAGUCUUUGUUAACUUUCUGCUCCACCACCAAAACAUAUUACCUCCAAAGACAGCUACCUCAGCCUGACGAGAAUGUCAGUGCUUUUCAAGGUAACCAUUUUGCCUGUCGUGCUGCUGGUCAAGCAUACCUACCUCAACCAAAAGGGUACUAUUGUGCCCCAUUUUCCUUUUCUGGGUGCAAAUGCCAGUCCCGUGCCACAUCCAUGCCAGUCCUGUACCACAUCCGUGCCCGUCCCAUGCCAGUCCCGUGCCACAUCCAUGCCAGUCCUGUACCACAUCCGUGCCAGUCCCAAGCCAGUCCCGUGCCACAUCCAUGCCAGUCCCUUGUCAGUCGCGUGCCACAUCCGUGCCAGUCCCGUGCCACAUCUGUGCCAGUCCCGUGCCACAUCCGUGCCAGCUGCCACUCAGUGCGUUCAGAGAAUGAUGCACCCUUUUGAGUCCUGUCAAGAAAAGCAGGAGGCCACUAAUUGUGAUUGAAUGUCACUGGGGCCAUGGAGUCCCCAGAAAUGUUUAUUUGUUGGUAUUCUAGUCCACUUAUGUUGUUUGACAUUGAAUGAUUCCUUAUCACCAAUUCUCUGCUUGCAUCUACUGCCAGCUUCCACCCAGGCUAUCAGGACUUAACGUCUAGUCCAAACCCUGAAUAGCUGCUUUCAUUUAGAGAGGAUGACUCAAAGUUUGGCCACCUCAGCCACUUUCAUGCAGCUUUAAAGAACAUGGCUAUGACUCAAGUAUAUAUUUCAACCUUCUACCCUGCAGAGUCCCUAAGGGCUGAUGUUGAGACGAUGAUGAUCAGGUUUCAAACGGCUGUCUUAGAGCCUGAAAGUGGAGCACUACAAGAACAACAUUUAAACAGUUAAAUCUCCUCAGUUAAACUGGGGAAAGUGAGCGAUGGCAGAGGGAUGUCUACAUAUUUAGGGGCGACAUGCUGCUGCCAGCAUCUCAUCUUGCAGGACACAGAGGACAAUGAAUCAGAAACAUGGAACAAAUGGAACAAAAGCCUGACAUAAAGUGAGCAGUUAAUGUCUUAAAAAACCUAAACAUUGCAGGAAAGUAUGGACACUAAGGAACGUACAUUUUCUCUAUUCCAUUACGGAUGAAUUUGCAGACGUUUGUGCCCUUUACUGUAGAAUUCCAAAGUGUGCUUUGAAAUGCUCAUAUGUUGUUACUAAGACUGACAUUUUCAGUAAGAUUUCUGUCACCAAACUGAAGUGAUUUGUUUGCAGUGCCUCAAAUACCUUUGUUGUCAAGGGAACCUGCUGUUCGUCAGACCAUGGUUACCGUUCUCUAGUGACUAAUUUGUCUUGUAUUAUGUCUUCAUGUUUUUACCUCACACACAUACACAAGGCAUGGAUGGUGCUUUUAUUGUAGAUAUUUGUUUUAACAAAUAAUCUAUGAAAACCAAGUUGAACAAGAUCCAAAGAUAUAUGAUUGUUAUGGUUUUCAUUCUUUCCUUAAUUAACAUUCUUUUGUAAAAAAAACAAGAAUGAAUUUGGGUUCCUGUUUUAAGGGGUAGCCAUUAGACUGUGACUAGACAAACUAAGAAACACACAAGCAAGAGAAUAGCUUACAUGAACCAAAAAAACUACAACAAUAAUUAAAUAAGCCACCUGUAAUGCUGUUAUAUUUUCAGUGGUUGUUUUUCAUGUUUCUCAAUGGUAGACAACUUGCAGACAUCGAAUUCCACAUAGUUUCAGUUUCUUUUCAAUAACAUUUUACUUUAAAUAUGAAAAUUGGAUAUAUAGAUAUAUUUUCAUAUAUUGUUACAAGAAGUUCUUUCUUUAUAAAGAUGGAGUUGAAAUUGCCAAAUAACUGUCUUGAAAUAUAGAAAUAAUAUGACCAAAUACCUCAUACAUAUUCUAACCUAUACUGUAUAUUCAUAUAAUGUCUGUUGCAUUCAUUCAUGACCUAAGCACAGGAAUAUCUUUUUGUGCAUUCAGUAUGUGUAGUUAAAUAUGUGUUUCCUGAGUGACUGACUGUUGUAAAGAACAUUGAGUGGUAGAGCACUGUCUUUCCCCCUUUUGUAAUUACUAUAUACAAUUCCAGUCAAUUUGAUGGAGUUUCUCCAGCCAGUCUCCAUCAGACAUAAGAGGAUUCCAUUUAUGUAAAUUUGUUUUCAGAUCCUCAAAACACAUUUUGCUGUAAUUGUUAUAGUCAAUAAAACACUUAAUCUCACUCA
Messenger RNA from Esox lucius (northern pike), 5469 nucleotides. RefSeq names its product immunoglobulin superfamily DCC subclass member 3-like. Gene Ontology annotation, cellular component: plasma membrane; axon. The coding region runs from base 283 to 2475 and encodes 730 amino acids. Lineage: Eukaryota; Metazoa; Chordata; Actinopteri; Esociformes; Esocidae. Gene Ontology annotation, biological process: cell-cell adhesion; axon guidance. The transcript has 14 exons. The record is from RefSeq and is a predicted model, not a curated record. Gene Ontology annotation, molecular function: protein binding.